AUGACGUCCAUAAAAGAAGAGGAUCUGAAGGCUCAGCCCCCAAACGAUGAUAUAAAUUUAGAGCAGCUAGCGGAAAGGCAGAAUCAACAGAAUGUAUAUGCUUUGGAAGCGUCAAACCUAUCCAAAAAUAGUAAUUCCGUGUCUAACGCAAACAAUAGCGGAAGGAUUGCCAAUCCUGAUAAUGGCACUGGUACAGUUAAUCAUGAUACGUCGUUAGUGUCCAAUUCUUUAACGAAGAAAGUUUCAAGACAUGCUUGCCGAGAUACUACAACCAAGGGCAAGUAUACGUUGAACGAUUUUCAAAUUUUAAGGACAUUGGGAACGGGUUCUUUUGGGCGGGUUCACUUGACACGCUCGAUACACAAUGGUCGUUUUUAUGCCAUGAAGGUAUUAAAGAAAGAACGAGUGGUUAAUAUGAAACAAGUUGAACAUACGAAUGACGAGCGUAGGAUGUUGAAACUUGCACAGCAUCCGUUUAUAAUCCGAAUGUGGGGAACUUUUCACGACUGUCAUAACCUAUUCAUGAUCAUGGACUACAUAGAAGGAGGUGAAUUGUUCUCGUUACUAAGAAAAUCACAGAGGUUCCCAACACCAGUGGCGAAGUUUUAUGCCGCCGAGACUUUUUUAGCUAUAGAAUACUUGCAUAAUCUAGAUAUCAUCUAUCGCGAUUUGAAACCAGAGAAUAUUUUGUUAGACAAAAACGGCCAUAUAAAGUUGACAGAUUUUGGAUUUGCAAAAGAGGUUACGGAUGUUACUUACACGCUAUGUGGUACUCCAGACUACAUUGCACCGGAAGUAGUUGCCACCAAACCGUACAACAAAUCGGUGGACUGGUGGUCUUUUGGGAUUUUGAUAUUCGAGAUGUUAACUGGUUAUACCCCGUUUUACGAUCCCACGCCAAUGAAGACAUAUGAAAACAUUUUGAAUGGAACUAUCACAUACCCAGACUACCUCCCACCGGACAUUUUAGAUCUUUUGCAGAAAUUGAUAGUAAAAGAUCUAACGCAAAGAUUGGGGAAUCUACAGGGUGGCUCUGACGAUGUGAAAUACCAUCCCUGGUUUAAAGAAGUGAUUUGGGAGAGACUCUUGUCUAGAGACAUAGAAACGCCUUAUGAGCCACCAAUAACCUCGGGGGUUGGUGAUACUUCACAAUUUGAUAGGUAUCCUGAAGAUAAAGACUUGGACUAUGGUAUAAGUGCAGUAGAAGACCCGUAUCAACAUUUAUUUGAAGAUUUUUGA
Lodderomyces oxycetoniae is the source of this 1239-nucleotide messenger RNA. It is a transcript of the gene TPK1, whose product is annotated as cAMP-dependent protein kinase catalytic subunit TPK1. Gene Ontology annotation, biological process: protein phosphorylation. Gene Ontology annotation, molecular function: protein serine/threonine kinase activity; ATP binding. The record is from RefSeq and is a predicted model, not a curated record. The coding region runs from base 1 to 1239 and encodes 412 amino acids. Gene Ontology annotation, cellular component: nucleus. The transcript has a single exon. Lineage: Eukaryota; Fungi; Ascomycota; Pichiomycetes; Serinales; Debaryomycetaceae.